Molecule: messenger RNA, 2064 nt
Organism: Phragmites australis (common reed)
Lineage: Eukaryota; Viridiplantae; Streptophyta; Magnoliopsida; Poales; Poaceae
Exons: 11
Coding region: 164-1639 (491 amino acids)
Biological process (GO): protein refolding; response to heat
Cellular component (GO): cytoplasm
Molecular function (GO): heat shock protein binding; ATP binding
Source: RefSeq, a predicted model, not a curated record
CAGGAAUCAAACCGAGUGACAGACGAUCUAAACAUUCCGACGAAACUGACAGGCAGGGCCCCUUGCAUCCGUAACAGGAGCUGAGACGACGCGGACCAUAUAACACUAGCCUCCGACGCAGAGCAGCCGCGCCAGAAGGUUCUAGAAGGCGCCGACCUCGCUAAUGGCGCUCGCGCUGUCCACGCUCCCGUUCGCGCCCUCUAAUCAUUCGCUCUCCUCCCGCGCCCCCGCCGCGUUACCCCCUCGUAGGGUCCACCUCGCCGCCGCCGGUAGGAGCGGCGUCCUCCCGCUUGCGUGUGCUGCGCCGCGGCAUCGCGGGCGGGCUCCGUGGCGGCGCCGCGGAGUGGGCCUGGUGGUCUGGGCGUCGGCAGACUACUACGCGACGCUGGGCGUGCCGCGCUCCGCGAGCAACAAGGACAUCAAGGCCGCCUACCGGAAGCUUGCGCGCCAGUAUCAUCCUGAUGUUAAUAAGGAGCCUGGAGCAACUGAAAAGUUUAAAGAGAUAAGUGCAGCGUAUGAGGUUCUGUCAGAUGAAAAGAAGAGGGCGUUGUAUGACCAAUAUGGUGAAGCUGGGGUUAAGAGUGCAGUUGGAGGCUCGGGUGGAGCUUACGCGGCUAAUCCAUUUGAUCUGUUUGAGACAUUCUUUGGAGCAAGCAUGGGUGGUUUUUCUGGUAUGGACCAGAGCACAUUUAGGACACGCAGGGGAAGCACUGCUGUUCAGGGUGAAGACAUCAGAUAUGAUGUGAUUCUGGGGUUCACAGAGGCGAUAUUUGGAACAGAGAAGGAUAUCAUAUUAUCUCAUUUGGAAACAUGUGAUACAUGUGGUGGUUCUGGAUCAAAGGCUAGCUCCAAGAUGAGAAUAUGUUCCACAUGCGGUGGGCGAGGGCAAGUAAUGCGAACUGAGCAAACACCAUUUGGUCUGUUCUCCCAGGUUUCUAUUUGCCCCACUUGCGUAGGAGAGGGUGAAGUCAUUUCAGAGUAUUGCAGGAAAUGUUCUGGAGAGGGGCGUAUUCGUGUUAGAAAGGAGAUCAAAGUAAAAAUUCCUCCAGGAGUUAGUAAAGGUAGUACUCUUCGUGUGCGUGGGGAAGGUGAUGCGGGACCAAAAGGAGGACCCCCGGGAGAUCUUUAUGUUUGCCUCGAUAUAGAGGAGCCAUCAGAUAUUAAAAGGGAUGGCAUAAACUUGUAUUCAACAUUAUCAAUAAGCUACGUUGAAGCUAUUUUGGGCACUGUUAAAAAGGUCAGAACUGUUGAUGGAACUAGUGAACUUCGAAUACCUACAGGUACCCAACCUGGUGAUGUAAUUGCCUUAGCGAAGCAAGGCGUUCCACAAUUGAAUAAGCCAUCUAUACGUGGUGAUCAUCUGUUCACUGUUAAGGUCACUAUACCCAAACGUGUAAGUGGGCGCGAAAGGGAGUUACUUGAGGAACUUGCAUCUUUGAGUGAUGGUGGUUUUGCUCGUGCACCUGCCAAACCAAAACCCGCUAAGCCAAAAACCGUACAUCAAGAGAAAGAAGUUGGUGCUAGUCAAGAAGAUACAGAUAAACCUAAUGAAGGAGAUGCUGACUGGUUGAAGAAAGUUCCAGAUUUUGCAGGAUCCAUUGCCAAUGGCAUCGCAAAGUGGCUGAAAGACAACCUGUAGGCUGCAAAUAUUUACUGCGGGAUACACUAUCUUCAAUUACCAUCUUGCUGUAGUCCAAUCUGCAAUUCUUCUAUUCAUUGGGAUCCCCACGAGCUGUUCAUUCUUUUUGUUGGACAGGUUUAAGGUUUACAGUCUGCACAGUGGCAACGGAGAGACUUGAGACUUGUCAACUAAUCUAGUUGGCCCAUGCUUUAGCGUCAUUCUUGUAAAACAAGAUUUUUGAUGCAGUUGCAGUUGCAGUUACUUCCAGUUUCCAAGUGCAUAUAGUAGUCUGAAGUCAUGGGUUGCUGACAUCAAACGCAGAGAAGCCACAAUGUUGUAAAUAUAUCUUUUGAUUCCUGCAACAGUGCAUCGUGAAAUUUCGGGUACUGUUGUUGAGGCUUUUCGUUGACAAAAUUCAGAAUAAACGGACACUCACAUUCUGA